CUAGGAAAUGCUGGAGUGGGGAAGUGAGAUAGGGAAAGGAGCUGAUAAAGGGGAUGUUACCAAGCAAGUUACUGCUGUGGGCAACCAGAGCUCAGUCCAGCUGGGGAACUCUGGGAGACAGUGUAGCAUGCGCACCUCAGAGUUGACUUAAGGACAGGGAGCUGGGGUGUUUCUCCACCAUUUUCCUGCCUGUCAUUAGUCAAAGGCAUCUUUCUGAAGCAUUAACUCUUCAUCACUCCGGCUUGCCCUAUAUGUUGUCCAUGUCUGCUCCCGGGACCAGAAAUGAAGACCCCAGACCAGGAGUAGAAGGGGGGUUUAUGAAGAAGCAUGGCCAGCCUGUUGUUUCCAAAACCUUGGGGUUUACAGUCCCUGCAGUGGAGACCCGUCCUAGCAUCUGGGGAGAGUGCCCACCAAAGUUUGCUACCAAGCUGGGCCGAGUGGUGGUCAAAGAAGGACAAAUGGGACGAUUCUCCUGCAAAAUCACUGGCCGGCCCCAACCACAGGUCACCUGGCUCAAGGGAAACGUUCCUCUGCAGCCGAGUUCCCGUGUGUCCAUGUCUGAGAAGAAUGGGAUGCAAGUUCUGGAAAUCCAGGAAGUCGACCAAGAUGAUGUGGGAGUGUACACGUGCAUGGUGGCGAAUGGGUCCGGGAAGGCCUCCAUGUCUGCUGAGCUUUCUAUCCAAGGUUUGGACAACACCAACAGGUCAUUUGUGAGAGGCACACAGGCUGCCAAUACAAACAUCAGGAGGGAGGUGACCAAUGGAAUCGCCAAGGGGCCAAAACUGGAUAGCCUGGAGACUGCAGCUGGAAGUAAGAACUGCUCCAGUGCCCAGAGAGAUGUCUCAGCCACCUGUGUCACCGAUAGCCAGCCUCAGCCCCUGAGGGAAUCCAAGCUGGAGCCGAUUAGGGACUUACCCAGAAAGGCCCUGAGGACUCCCGUCCUUCAGAAGACUUCCAGCACCAUCACCCUGCAGGCUGCAAAAGCACAGCCUGAGCAGCAAGCACCAGCCUCGGGGGCCCUCUGUCCCUCCAGAGAAGAGAGGAAGAGGCCAGCCGCGCCUCCUCCAGCCACCCUCCAUGCAAGGCAGCCUGACCUCCAAAGCCAAGAAGGUGUGAGCAAGGUUGCUGUCAGGAAAAUCGCCAUGGAGAGCUGGAGGGAUUCAACAGUCCCCAAAUUUGAGAGCAAGCCCCAAAGCCAGGAAGUCAGUGAGGACGAAACAGUCAAGUUCAGAUGUGAGGUUUCAGGGGUUCCAAAGCCUGAAGUGACCUGGUUCCUGGAAGGUGUCCCUGUGAGGCAACGAGAAGGCAUUGUGGAGGUUUAUGAAGCUGCUGGAUCCCAUUACCUGUGCCUGCUGAAAGCCCGCACGAGGGACAGUGGAAACUACAGCUGCACAGCUUCCAAUGUCCGAGGCCAGGUGUCCUAUAGCUGGGCCCUCCAGGUGAAAAAGUUGGCCAUGGCGGGAGUGGCCCCCUCCUUCUCCAGUGUCCUGAAGGACUGCUCCGUCAUCGAAGGCCAGGACUUUGUGCUGCAGUGCUCUGUGCAGGGAACCCCGGAGCCCCAAAUCACUUGGCUGCUCAAUGAACAGCCCAUCCAGUAUGCUCACUCCAGCUGCGAGGCCGGCAGGGCUGAGCUCCACGUCCAGGAUGCCCUUCCGGAGGACCAUGGUACCUACACCUGUCUAGCGGAGAACACCUUGGGGCAGGCGUCCUGCAGCGCCCGGGUCACCGUCCAUGAAAAGAAGAGUGACAGGAAGAGUGAGUACCUUCUACCCGUGGCUCCCAGCAAGCCCAUCGCACCCAUCUUCCUGCAGGGCCUCUCUGAUCUCGAAGUCAUGGAUGGAAGCCAGGUCACCAUGACAGUCCAGGUGUCAGGGAACCCACCCCCUGAGGUCAUCUGGCUUCACAAUGGGCAGGAGAUCCAGGAGUCAGAGGACUUCCACUUUGAACAGCAGGGUGCUCGCCACAGCCUUUGUAUCCAGGAGGUGUUCCCAGAGGACACGGGCACGUACACCUGUGAGGCCUGGAACAGCGCUGGAGAGGUCCGCACGCAGGCCGUGCUCACGGUGCAAGAGCCUCACGAUGGCACCCAGCCCUGGUUCAUCAGCAAGCCUCGCUCUGUGACAGCCACCCUGGGCCAGAGCGUCCUCAUAUCCUGCGCCAUUGCUGGCGACCCCUUUCCCACCGUGCACUGGCUCCGAGAUGGCAAAACCCUCUCCAAAGACAGUGGUGACUUUGAGGUUCUGCAGAACGAGGAUGUGUUUACCCUGGUUCUAAAGAACGUGCAGCCCUGGCACGCCGGCCAGUAUGAGAUCCUGCUCAGAAACCGGGUUGGCGAAUGCACUUGCCAGGUGUCGCUGAUGCUGCAGACCAGCCCUGCCGGAGCCCCUUCACGGGGGAGGGAGCCUGCCGGCUGUGAGGGCCUCUGUGGUGGACGAGUUGGUGCUGAUGGUGGUGGUGGUGACCGCUAUGGGACCCUGAGGCCCGACUGGCCAGCGAGAGGGCAGGGUUGGCCAGAGGAGGAAGACGGUGAGGACGUGAGGGGGGUGCUGAAGAGGCGCGUGGAGACACGGCAGCACACCGAGGAGGCAAUUCGCCAGCAGGAGGUGGAGCAGCUGGACUUCCGUGACCUCCUGGGGAAGAAGGUGAGUACCAGGACCCUGUCAGAAAACGACCUGAAGGAGACCCCGGCUGAGCAGAUGGAUUUCCGCGCCAACCUGCAGCGGCAAGUGAAGCCAAAGACUGUGUCUGAGGAAGAGAGGAAGGUGCAUAGCCCCCAGCAGGUGGACUUCCGCUCGGUCCUGGCCAAGAAGGGGACAUCCAAGACCCCAGUGCCUGAGAACGUGCCACCUCCCAAACCUACCACCCCAGAUUUCCGUUCGGUGCUGGGCAGCAAGAAGAAAUUACCAGCAGAGAAUGGUAGCAGCGGUGCUGAAGCCUUGAACGCCAAGGGAGUGGAGAGCCCUAAGCCAGUAGGCAGUGCACAUUCAGAGUCCCUAAAACCCACGGGCAAUGCCAAGCCAGCUGAGACCCUGAAACCCUUGGGCAAUGCCAAGCCAGCCGAGACCCUGAAACCCUUGGGCAAUGCCAAGCCAGCCGAGACCCUUAAACCUUUUGGCAACAUCAAGCCAGCUGAGACCCUGAGACCUGUUGGCAAUGCCAAGCCAGCCGAGACCCUGAGACCUAUUGGCAACGCCAAGCCAGCCGAGGCCCUGAGAUCUGUUGGCAAUGCCAAGCCAGCCGAGGCCCUGAGACCUGUUGGCAAUGGCAAGCCAACUGAGGCCCUGAAACCCCUGGGCAAUGCCAAGCCAGCCGAGACCACAAAACCCCUGGGCAACGCCAAGCCAGCCGAGACCACAAAACCCCUGGGCAACGCCAAGCCAGCUGAGAUCCCAAAACCCUUGGGCAAUGCCAAGCCAGCUGAGAUCCCAAAACCCCUGGGCAAUGCCAAGCCAGCUGAGAUCCCGAAACCCCUGGGCAAUGCCAAGCCUGCUGAGACCCCAAAACUCCUGGGCAAUGCUAAGCCAGCUGAGACCCCAAAACCCCUAGGUAAUGCCAAGCCAGCUGAGACACUGAAGCCCCUGGGCAACACCAAGCCAGCUGAGGCCCCAAUACCAGCUGGAAAAGAAGAACUCAAGAAGGAGGUUAAGAAUGAUGUGAACUUCAGGAAAGGGCAUGCAGGAACCCCAGAUAAUGAAAAAAGAUCAGAAAGCCAAGGGAUAGCCCCAGCCUUCAAGGAGAAGCUACAAGAUGUCCGUGUGGCAGAGGGCAAAAAGUUGCUACUCCAGUGCCUGGUGUCCUCUGACCCCCCAGCCACCAUCACCUGGACGCUGAAUGGAAAGACGCUGAAGACCACCAGAUUCAUCAUCCUCUCUCAAGAAGGCUCACUCUGCUCCGUCUCCAUUGAGAAGGCCCUGCCCGAGGACAGAGGCUUGUACAAGUGUGUAGCCAAGAACAGUGCCGGCCAGGCUGAGUGUUCCUGCCAAGUCAUCGUGGACGAUGCUCCCACCAGUGAGAAUGCCAAGGCCCCGGAAAUGAAAUCCCGUAGACCUAAGAGCUCUCUUUCCACCGUGCUAGGAACAGAGAGUGAUGCAACUGUGAAAAAGAAACCUGCCCCCAAGACACCGCCGAAGGCAGCUAUGCCCCCUCAGAUCAUCCAGUUUCCAGAGGACCAAAAGGUGCGUGCUGGUGAGUCUGUGGAGCUGUUUGGCAAAGUGACAGGCACCCAGCCCAUCACCUGUACCUGGAUGAAGUUUCGAAAGAAGAUCCAGGAGAGUGAGCACAUCAAGGUGGAGAACAGCGAGAAUGGCAGCAAGCUCACCAUUCUGGCCGCACGCCAGGAGCACUGUGGCUGCUACACACUGCUGGUGGAGAACAAGCUGGGCAGCCGGCAGGCCCAGGUCAACCUCACGGUGGUGGAUAAACCAGACCCCCCAGCCGGCACGCCUUGCGCCUCUGAUAUUCGAAGCUCCUCAUUGACCCUGUCCUGGUACGGCUCCUCGUAUGACGGGGGCAGUGCCGUGCAGUCCUACAGUGUCGAGAUCUGGGACUCAGUGGACAAGAUGUGGAAGGAACUGGCCACAUGCCGCAGCACUUCUUUUAAUGUCCAGGACCUGCUACCUGACCGCGAGUAUAAAUUCCGUGUGCGCGCAAUCAACGUGUAUGGAACCAGUGAGCCGAGCCAGGAGUCUGAACUCACAACGGUGGGAGAGAAACCCGAGGAGCCGAAGGAUGAAGUGGAGGUGUCGGAUGAUGAUGAGAAGGAGCCCGAGGUGGAUUAUCGGACAGUGGCAGUCAAUACCGAGCAAAAGGUUUCUGACUUCUACGACAUCGAGGAGAGACUAGGAUCUGGGAAAUUUGGACAGGUGUUUCGACUCGUAGAAAAGAAAACUGGAAAAAUCUGGGCAGGGAAAUUCUUCAAGGCGUAUUCAGCAAAGGAGAAGGAGAACAUCCGGCAGGAGAUUAGCAUCAUGAACUGCCUGCACCACCCCAAGCUGGUCCAGUGUGUGGAUGCCUUCGAAGAGAAGGCCAACAUCGUCAUGGUCCUGGAGAUCGUGUCGGGGGGUGAGCUGUUUGAGCGCAUCAUUGACGAGGACUUUGAGCUGACGGAGCGCGAAUGCAUCAAGUACAUGAAGCAGAUCUCUGAGGGGGUGGAGUACAUCCACAAGCAGGGCAUCGUCCACCUGGACCUCAAGCCCGAGAACAUCAUGUGUGUCAACAAGACGGGCACCAGGAUCAAGCUCAUCGACUUCGGUCUGGCCAGAAAGCUGGAGAAUGCGGGGUCUCUGAAGGUCCUCUUUGGUACCCCUGAGUUUGUGGCCCCUGAAGUGAUCAACUACGAGCCCAUUGGCUAUGCCACGGACAUGUGGAGCAUCGGGGUCAUCUGCUAUAUCCUGGUCAGUGGACUUUCCCCCUUCAUGGGUGACAAUGAUAAUGAAACCUUAGCCAACGUUACCUCAGCCACCUGGGACUUCGACGAUGAGGCGUUCGACGAGAUCUCUGAUGAUGCCAAGGAUUUCAUCAGCAAUUUGCUGAAGAAAGACAUGAAAAACCGCCUGGACUGUACCCAGUGCCUUCAGCACCCAUGGCUAAUGAAAGACACCAAGAACAUGGAGGCCAAGAAGCUCUCCAAAGACCGGAUGAAGAAGUACAUGGCAAGAAGGAAAUGGCAGAAAACAGGCAAUGCUGUGAGAGCCAUUGGAAGACUGUCCUCUAUGGCUAUGAUCUCAGGGCUCAGUGGCAGGAAAUCCUCGACAGGCUCCCCAACCAGCCCACUCAAUGCAGAGAAACUAGAAUCUGAAGAUGUCUCGCAAGCUUUCCUUGAGGCCGUUGCUGAGGAAAAGCCCCAUGUAAAACCCUACUUCUCUAAGACCAUCCGUGAUUUAGAAGUUGUGGAAGGAAGUGCUGCUAGGUUUGACUGCAAGAUUGAAGGGUACCCAGACCCUGAGGUCGUCUGGUUCAAAGAUGACCAGUCCAUCAGGGAGUCCCGUCACUUCCAGAUAGACUAUGAUGAGGAUGGGAACUGCUCUUUAAUUAUUAGUGAUGUUUGCGGGGAUGACGACGCCAAGUACACCUGCAAGGCUGUCAACAGCCUCGGAGAAGCCACCUGUACAGCAGAGCUGAUUGUGGAGACCAUGGAAGAAGGAGAAGGGGAAGGAGAAGAGGAAGAAGAAGAGUGAGACAAAGCCAGAGAGAAGCUGUUGCUAAGUCGUAUUAAAAAGACUAUUUCUCUAAAGCUCAAAAAACCCAAGAUAGUAAAAGCACCUAGUGUGAUAGAGACUCUAGUUAGGUCAUUUGGGGGGUUGAUUCUUCACUGAGAGCAGUUGAUAUCUAGCAGUGUUAUCGACGGGCAUUAAUCUGAACAAGCCGGCACCUUAAGAUAUGAGUGCAGUUAGAUUUCAUUUAGGGAGAUCACCUAGUAACGUGCCUGACCAAUUGAUUUGAGAACAAAAGUAACCAAUAUGUAUUUGGGCAAAGUCAUAAAUUAUGCAACUGAAAGCACUCAUGAGAAAUAAAGCCAAAAUUAGGGGCCCGGGGCCCCAUAACCGCAGCCCAGCCCUGAGGACCCCUGGAAAUGGAAAGCCUCUCUGUCCCAGCCCCUGACUCCAAACAUCUGGUUCUUCAAUACCGCAGCGCUUCAUUCUGAGAGCAGUUGAGCCAUUCUACCCUUGGAGGCACAUUCGAUUCCAAAGUAUACUGCAGACCUUUAAACUUCUCAUUCCUGCCCCCUCCCUGCCCCUGUCCCCCCUGCCAGUUUUCCUGGAUCUAAACUUGCCGUGAGUUUAAGCUCUAAGGACAUUCUGCUUCUUAGACUCUGAAGACAGGCCCCCUGCUUAUGGCUGCCCCUGGCUUCUUUAGGAAAACCAAAUCUCCACCCUUACAAAAUCAGUAUGAAAUCAAAACGUAGCCCCUCUUUGAAAGUGUCUAGCAGCUUCAGACAUUUGUAUAAGAACUCAUGGGAAAAAAAAAAAAAAGCUUGCUAAUGUGCUUUUCUUCUUAAACAGGAUUAAUGUGUGCGCUUAUAAGAAUAUCAGCUCUGCAUGUGUGGUGAAGAUUUUGUGUUUGUAUGAAAAACCAGUUUGCUGCAAAGUUACUCUUAAUUAUUUAUUGGCCACUAUGAAACAGAUUUCAACUGAUGAAGAGCUGUAGACCUCCAAGUACUUUGGAAUCUCCUUCAAGAUAGUCUGAGUUUCAUAUACCUUCAUUCUAAACACUCUCCAAAGAUCUCUGCCUUCCUUAUGGGUUCCACAAUAUUCUUCUUCUUGAAUGUGCGUCAACCAUGCCUGGCCCCCAACCUUGAAAUGUAUCCUUAGACCUGAUAAAUGCACUCAGACUUGGAUCUUUAAGACUUUAACUUUCUUUCACGACAUUGGCACUUAAAUUUUUCUUAAUGAAACUUUUCGAAGGUCAUGAACAAAGGCCAUGAACUGAUAGACCUAAUGCAUUUCCUCUGUGUGUGUGUGUGUGUGUGUGUGUGUAACAUUCCAAGUAUUUUUUUUUUUUUUUCCUUUUCCACUGUUUAUAAAGUGCAGCAACUUAAUAUUUCAAGGGACUUUUUAACAGUUCCUUAAGAACCCGUUCUCGGUUACUUCAGUGCAAUCCCACACGGUAUCAAUGUUAGAAUUUCGGUAUUAUUUAGUUUUAUGUUAUCUUCUAUUUUCAUCUGCUUUUUGCUGCUAGUUUUAAAUUGCCAGUAUUUUUUUUUUUUGCUUUUAAAGUUUUAAUAUUUUUCAUAAUAGCCACAGUAUUGCCACAGUUUAUUAUAAGAGUUUUUUUUUUUUAACUUGAUUUAUAGCAUUCAAAGCUUUUUUCCCCUCACUUUUAGUUGUGUUUAGGCUGUAAGCUUUGUGUGCGUGUCAUCUGUUAUAUAUGUGCAUGUAUGGAGUGUAUGUGUGUUUGACAGUUUUUAGUACCUUCUUGAAAUUGUGUUAAUGUUCUCCCAGUUGAUAUGCCAUCCGAAUGGUAAAUGAGAACACUACGACUGUAGUUAACUCACAGUUUUUAAAUAAAGGAUACCACAGUGCA
Molecule: messenger RNA, 8022 nt
Organism: Loxodonta africana (African savanna elephant)
Lineage: Eukaryota; Metazoa; Chordata; Mammalia; Proboscidea; Elephantidae
Gene: MYLK
Product: myosin light chain kinase
Exons: 30
Coding region: 252-6176 (1974 amino acids)
Biological process (GO): protein phosphorylation; tonic smooth muscle contraction
Cellular component (GO): cytoplasm; cleavage furrow; stress fiber
Molecular function (GO): ATP binding; protein binding; myosin light chain kinase activity
Source: RefSeq, a predicted model, not a curated record